Messenger RNA from Chondrus crispus (carragheen), 330 nucleotides. RefSeq lists its product as hypothetical. The coding region runs from base 1 to 330 and encodes 109 amino acids. Lineage: Eukaryota; Rhodophyta; Florideophyceae; Gigartinales; Gigartinaceae. The record is from RefSeq and is a predicted model, not a curated record. The transcript has a single exon.
AUGCAACUGAACUCUGAUUCUAACCGUCCCGUUGCCCGUUGCAUUGCAUAUCAAACGGGCUGUACCUAUCCGCCGAGAAAGUUACGGCGCCCCGCAGUGCACCCCUGUCGCAGUCCCCGUCCCGCCGUUUGCCGCCCCGAGAGCAUCACCCACCUCCUUUCUUUGCUGCCAUCAUCAUGCCGCACGUCACAUGCACGUCGCACUGGAAAGAGGGCUCAUGAUAACAGCCAUGAGGUCGAAGGCACGUUGUCGUCUCGCUGCUUCGGCGCCCACGCCCUCCGCUUAGUGCCCGAGAUAUUAGUACUGCGUUGCAACUGUGCGAGGUGGUAG